AUGUGUUCUACAGAUCCAACUGUGUACUUUGAUGAUUUGAUCAAAACUACUGAUGCUUUGGGAAAAGUGUGUCUGGCAGAGUGUGGUCCCGAGGCUGGGGGCCAGGCCGGGCGGGGCCGGGCCGCGGAGCUCAUCGGUAUUCACGCUCACAGUGGAGGAUAUUUGUUCUCCUCCGAGGACUGGACACGAUCGGUGUCUGCCUCAGCUCUGUGUCGGAGGGCAGACAGACGCCGGUGCUGGAGCAGCAGCAGCAGCAGCAGCAGCAGCAAGCAGCAGCAGCGGGAUUCGUGCUCACGUGUCCUACUGGACCACGGCCGUCGGCACCGCACCGCGUUCACGCGUGAGCAGCUGUCCCGCCUGGAGCAGGAGUACGGCAAGGAGAGCUACGUGUCGAGGCCGCGGCGGUGCGAGCUGGCGUCGGCCCUCAACCUACCGGAAACGACCAUCAAGGUCUGGUUCCAGAACCGUAGGAUGAAGGACAAACGUCAGAGACACUCCCUCCCUUGGCCUCACCCUCUGGUCGACCCCCUGGGGGCGCUCCUCAUGGGUCGAGCUUCUCCCUCCCCAGCUCUGCCUUACCCCUACAUCCCGCCUCACCUGCCUCACCUUCCUCUUCAUCACUACUCCCCGCUGGCCCUGACCCCACCGGCCUCCCCGGUCCACAGUCCCUACGGCGCCCCCCUCAGGUCACUGGACGCCCUACGCCUUUCCCAGUUCCACACCCGGCCGCGGGGGCUGCCCCCCACCACAGCUCCGCUCUACCCCCCCUCCACCAUUCUGCAUCACCCACCGUCAUGUCCCUGUCCCCUCUGUCUCCACUGGGGGGCGGAACACUUCCUCAAAACCCGAGGGGAGGGGCUGGGACUGACCCGGGUGACCCACAGCAGCAAGGUCAACGUGGAGUCAGCCGGCGUGGAGCGCCGAGAAGAGAUGGUGUGACGCUGGAAGUGAUCCAACCCAGGGGGCGGGGACCACGCCCAGGUCACAGACGUGGUCCAUCCUCUGGAUAAACUAAACUAAACUCACUUCGUCGAC
Molecule: messenger RNA, 1035 nt
Organism: Cynoglossus semilaevis (tongue sole)
Lineage: Eukaryota; Metazoa; Chordata; Actinopteri; Pleuronectiformes; Cynoglossidae
Gene: eve1
Product: even-skipped-like1
Biological process (GO): regulation of transcription by RNA polymerase II
Cellular component (GO): nucleus
Molecular function (GO): RNA polymerase II cis-regulatory region sequence-specific DNA binding; DNA-binding transcription factor activity, RNA polymerase II-specific
Source: RefSeq, a predicted model, not a curated record